AUGUUCUCAAGCAAUCAACAACCAAUUGCUGGGCGAUAUUACGAUAAAUCCAUUCUCUCUCCAAAAUCACAAUUCAGUUACAAGGGUGGAGAGGCAUCAUGUACCUAUAUUUGUCUUGCAGCAGUUGAAUAUUUCCUAAGAAAUUACAAGAGAAUGAGACACUAUUGUUGUGUUAUUGAUGAACAAUUCAUGACCAAGAGUGGUCUACAUCUCGACAAUAGCUUGGAUGCUUAUGUGGAUGAUCUUAAAAAGCAAAUAAUAUCCGAUAUCGAACAUAUCAUGACUGUUGGUGUUUGCAAUGACAGACGAGUGGGAUACACCUCUUGUGACGAAGUAUACAAUAGCGUUGAUCAUUACAAGAAGAACCUUGAACUCAAAUCCAUGUUCAUUGGUAAAUUAAGAGACAGCAAUAUUUUCAUGCAAUUGCUGAAGGAAAUUGAAGUUCACUCAUUGCAAAGUGAGAAACACAUUACAGCUGUUGUAUUGACAAAACCUCCUGAAACCAUUGCCAUCCUACACGAUGGUCAGCACAGUAAUGAAAAAUUCUAUUCUUGGUAUAUAUUUGAUUCUCAUCCUCGAAGAUUUGAAAAAGGAGGUGGAGGUUUCUAUUUGUUUAGAGACAUUCAUGAUGUUGAUAGUCAUUUGAAAGAAUUAUUUUCAACUAGUUCAGUGGAGGUGUACAACAAUGUUUUUAAUGGAGAUUCCUACAAGAUGGCAUCGUAUGCCAUGUACGAAGCUACCAUUGUACAAUUGAAACGAAAAAGUGAAACACAAACUCCUUUACAACAAAAAGAGACUGUCACAACAGCCACUGAUCACAAGGUUCAAACAACAACAACAUGUUCACUACCUCCAAACAAGGACAUGAACCAAACAACACCAAAUCAGUUAUCAACAAACCAAACACCAUCAACACCAUCCAUGAAAAGUGAACACUUUGAAAAGAGGUUGGAAGAAUUGGAAAAUCUCACAAGAAGACAAUCUGAAGAAAUUCAAACAUUAACCAUGUUGUUGGAUGAAGAACGAAAUCAUUCACAACAAUUUCAAAAUGAGAAUAUAAUGCUCAGAAAUAAGAUUCUUAUUCUCAAGCAGCAAAUUGCAAACAAAGGAAACAACCAACCAGUGUUUGAUUUGUUUGACACUUUUUUGAACUAG
Molecule: messenger RNA, 1155 nt
Organism: Naegleria fowleri
Lineage: Eukaryota; Heterolobosea; Eutetramitea; Acrasida; Naegleriidae
Exons: 1
Coding region: 1-1155 (384 amino acids)
Source: RefSeq, a predicted model, not a curated record